Gaeumannomyces tritici R3-111a-1 is the source of this 576-nucleotide messenger RNA. RefSeq lists its product as hypothetical. The transcript has 2 exons. The coding region runs from base 1 to 576 and encodes 191 amino acids. NCBI's taxonomy places the organism in Eukaryota, Fungi, Ascomycota, Sordariomycetes, Magnaporthales, Magnaporthaceae. The record is from RefSeq and is a predicted model, not a curated record.
AUGCAGCUCCUCAAGACCUCGAUCGCCCAGGUCGUCUUGGCCAGCUUCUUGGUCAGCUCGGCCGCUGGUGCCCCAAUAGGGCUGUCGGGCGAUAUCGCCAUCCGCAGCAACUUCCCCGCCGCCGCGGCCCCCGCCCUCUACACUCGUGAGCCCAAGAGCAUUUUUAAUAAGAUUGGGGGUGGCUUGAAGACUGCCUGGAACAAAGCCAUCAAGCCCGCCGCCAACGUCGGCCUCCAGGUCGCCGGCGUGAACGCCCAGCUCAAGAAGCGCGGUGCCGCCGAGUUCGACGAGGCCCCCGUCCUCUACACUCGUGAGCCCAAGAGCAUUUUUAAUAAGAUUGGGGGUGGCUUGAAGACUGCCUGGAACAAAGCCAUCAAGCCCGCCGCCAACGUCGGCCUCCAAGUCGCCGGUGUGGACGCCCAGCUUAAGAAGCGCGGUGCCGCCGAGUUCGACGAGGCCCCCGAAUUCCUCCAGACCCGCAGCGUUGACGAGUCUGCCGAGCACGAGGAGGCCGCCGAGUUCGACGAGGCCCCCGAGCCCCUCGAGGCGCGCGACUUCCACGAGAAGUGGGAGUAA